UUUGUUUACGCAUGCUGGGUGUGAUAUAGACCCGCUGUAUAUAACUGGCCACUCAGAAAUGUUGUUUACUUGACGCGGUGCGUACACAGUCCACAUGCUACAGCCGCAAUCUGAUAGGCCGGGCCAUUAGGCGGAAAGAGGCUCGCGGGACUGGUCGCAGGUGUCGCCGCUUGGCUUGUCGCGAAACGACCGUCGCCUACACGUACGGAAUCUACGGAGUUCAACGCCUCAGGAUUUUUCCUUACAAGACUUGUACCGGACUUACAAGGCGGUGAAGGUAAGCAGAAGCGGAAGUCUUAGAGACAGUAGUAGGCGAAGACUUUCUUAUGAGUCACUACGUCUUGAGUCAGAACAGUUGGUCACCAGACGGCAUACACCUGCACAAAUAGCCCUGCUCACAACACUUGUGAACAUCUGUGGAAGAAUCUUACACUACUAUAGGGUAGUCUUCUCUUUCUCUUUGCCAACGGCACGAAGUCCAGGUAACUGAACGCUGCUUUGACAACGGAAGAGAUCGUGUAAUUCUAUUCCCGGAUUUUCUUGAGAGAGAUGUAACUCGAAACUACUACGUGAAAUGGCUGAACGUGGAAGAGUAGAGACAUUUCUAGUCGUCGUUCUUUGCUUUGCCGCCAUUUUUGUCGAACCGUCAGAUUCCCGUCAUGUUGGUUCGUGUGUCGGUUGCCACGGCGACAAACGACACGACGGUGACAACCUGUCCGCCCUGUCGAGAUUCUGGACGAAGGUACAAGCAGCGAUGAUCGACACAGAGAAGCAGCUCGGAAUGGAGAGGAAAACUACCGCCGAGGCCUCUUCUGUAAACGAUGUCACCGGAUCGCAGCAAAGCCGUUUCGCCGCUGACAAAGGAGCAAACACACAGCAGCCACUCGCGAACGAUUCGCCGCGCUCGCCUGACGGUAUCAUCGCAAAUCUAACAACCAGAAUCGCGGCAUUGGAGAAAACAAUGGCUGACGCCGUUUCUGAGGGAGAGAGGUUGGAAUCAGAAGUGACAGAGCUGAGUUUUGUUACCGAGGAAGGGCGAGAGCCACCCCUGCCAAGACAUCUUCGCAGACGCGUGGAACAUCUUGAAGAAAAUAUCGGCGUGAUCGAGAUGAAGUUGGAAGACGAAAAAGACAAGGUGAGGCGGUACGAAGAAGAGUUGGCUCUUGUCAUCGGGAAGCAGACAAGUCUUGAAGAACAACUUCAACAUCUUGAAAGUCUCAUCGCGUUCCGAACUCUCGUUCCCCGGAGAGAAGGCAACCAGAGGCACAAGAAGAGUUCUCGCUCCCAUGAUUCCUUGUGGUCUCCAUCCGGGCAUCGCGGAGAUGUUUCCCAGGGUGCCGUGCGCGACGAGAAGUUGACCUUGGGGGAAGAUUCGGCCGACUUGGAGGAUUUCUAUGACUACGAUGAGUACGAUUAUGAUUUAACCCACGAGGCAAGAGAGCAAAGAUAACCGUCACACAGACUGAAGAUAAGAAUAAAUUUCAUGACCAUAUUAUUUGUCAUAACAAAAUAUAUCAUCAUAUUGUGAUUACAAGUCCUCAAAGCUCAACCAGACUUUUGGCAUUGUCGUGAAGUUUUUCUUAAGUCUCUUUUGUUGAAUGUUCAUUCAAUCAUAUUCAAAGAGAAAAGUUAUCGUUUUAAUAAUCAUAUACCAUUUGCCAUAAACAGAUGUAUUACUACAUUGUAUUU
Molecule: messenger RNA, 1689 nt
Organism: Branchiostoma floridae (Florida lancelet)
Lineage: Eukaryota; Metazoa; Chordata; Leptocardii; Amphioxiformes; Branchiostomatidae
Exons: 2
Coding region: 575-1450 (291 amino acids)
Source: RefSeq, a predicted model, not a curated record